Microplitis demolitor is the source of this 994-nucleotide messenger RNA. RefSeq lists its product as uncharacterized. NCBI's taxonomy places the organism in Eukaryota, Metazoa, Arthropoda, Insecta, Hymenoptera, Braconidae. The coding region runs from base 389 to 886 and encodes 165 amino acids. The transcript is spliced from 4 exons. The record is from RefSeq and is a predicted model, not a curated record.
AAGCUUGGUCCAAGCUUUGGCCAAUGGUUUCUUCCAACCAGGGAUUGGAAUUGCAGCGAUAAAAAUAUAUUAGAAAUAUAGACCCGAAGUGCCGAAAAAAUCAAUUUAAUAUGAUUAAAAUUUGACAACAAAAUCAGUCAAAUUUUCUUUAACUUCUCUAAUACGAUUGCCUUUAUCUACAAAUUUGUCGCUUUGACAUGAAAUAUAUUUAUCUGUACACGCAAUAAGUGGAAAGCUCAUGCGCGCCAGAUAGGAAAAUGGAAACCAAAUACACACAUCUAUACUAAUGAUUAAAUUUCUCAGUCUGCGUCCUACAUCUGCCUGCAGAUCAAACCAUACAGUAGUCGAAAUAAAUUUAUUAAACUAUUGAAUAAAUAAAUAUCAAAAAAUGGCGAUCAGAAGAUUAGAAUCUUGCUGUUGUUGCUUUGAUUUGAAAACAGGAGUUAUGGUCAUCGGAAUUUUGAGUAUUGUGUUAGCUAUCGGUGGGUUAAUCCAAGCACCAAUUUCUUAUAACACAGCAUGUUCGGGCGAUAGAACUGUCGACAAUGAUGAAGAAUGUGCUAAAGCGAGUUCUCAAUUGGGCUCGUCAAUAAGCAGUGAAAUUAUUGGGAUUAUUUUGAUGUCUCUAACACUCUAUGGAUCUCAAGCGGAAAAUUACCGAUUUAUGCUGCCGGCAAUAAUUUUGCAAGCAAUUGGCCUAGUAAUUAUAUCCAUUGUCUUUUGGUAUUUGAUAAUUAUUGUCUUCAUGUUUUCUGCUGUAUAUGGAUUCCUAGUACUAUUUUUAACACAUUUAAUAUUAGUUUGUUGUGGAUACUUUUGGCUCGUUAUGUACAGCCGCUGUGAAGAAAUUAAGAACAUGAGUUAUACAGCAGCUGACAUUGCAUAAAUUAUUUUAUUAUUAUUAAAUUGUUGAAUUUUUUUUUAAAUUAUUUUUAUAAUUAAGUAUAUUUUUGAUAUUAUAUAUCAUAUACUUUUGCUAUACUGAAGUAUUCAA